Purpureocillium takamizusanense is the source of this 1365-nucleotide messenger RNA. RefSeq names its product Serine C-palmitoyltransferase. Gene Ontology annotation, biological process: carbohydrate metabolic process; cell wall organization. The transcript is spliced from 2 exons. Gene Ontology annotation, molecular function: 1,3-beta-glucanosyltransferase activity; glucan endo-1,3-beta-D-glucosidase activity. The coding region runs from base 1 to 1365 and encodes 454 amino acids. Gene Ontology annotation, cellular component: cell surface; fungal-type cell wall; extracellular region. NCBI's taxonomy places the organism in Eukaryota, Fungi, Ascomycota, Sordariomycetes, Hypocreales, Ophiocordycipitaceae. The record is from RefSeq and is a predicted model, not a curated record.
AUGGCCUGGGCACGACUACUCCUCUCAGCCGUUGUGCUGGGCCGUCUGGCCGUCUGCCACCCUGCCAGCAAGACGCUUUUGCGUCGUGAUGGCGCCGAUGGCGACGACAUCAUCUUCUAUGACUCGACAGUAAGGGAGGCCACGCGCGUUCCCCAAGUUCUUGUCUGGGUCGAUAGCGACGGCAAGCCAGUUGAGACAGCUACGGAGAGCGUGCUGCUGCUACCAACGUCUUUGGCCCUCGGCCACGACAAAGCUUCAGCGGUGAAAGCCUCCGCGACUGCUCCCCUGUCGACACAGACCCUGCUCCUUCCAACUCAGCACGCCAGCGAGACUACUGCUGCUGCAGCACCGCUGCCACCACCGCCAGCACCGGAAUCCAAGAAGCCGCCCACACCGGAGCCGGCAGAGGAUAGUCAUGCCUCAGCGCAGGGCUCUCAACCUUCGGCCCAGGCCAUGUCCUCACGCCCGGAACCAACUGCGGCCACCGUCCCCGACCUCCCUGCUCCUCAGGAGUCACACGAAGGCACGCAGUCCGAUCAAUCGGACUCGAGCUCUGCUCCCCCAACAUCGGAGCGCUAUGGAAUCUCGUACGCACCGUACCGAGCAGAUCAUCAGUGCAAGUCAAAGGCGGAGAUCGAGUGUGACCUGGGCCACCUUGCCAAGCAAUAUUCCUUGGUGCGCAUCUACGGUACGGACUGUGAUCAAGUCCAAAACGUUUACUCCGCUGCCAAAGCUCUGGGUAUGAAGCUCUUUGUCGGCAUCUGGGAUCCACAGCAAGUCGAAAACGAGGCGAAAAUCAUUACCUCUGCCGUUAACGGCGACUGGGACAUGAUCCACACCGUCAGUGUCGGAAACGAGCUUGUCAACAAUGGAAAAGCCACGGCAGAUCAGGUCGUGUCGGCAGUCAGGUCUGUGCGCUCAACGCUCCGCGAAGCCGGAUACAAGGGCCCGGUGGUGACUGUCGACACCUUCACGGCCGCCAUGGCGCACCCAGAGCUCUGCAGUGCAUCCGAUUACUGCGCUAUCAACGCACACGCCUUCUUCGAUAAAGAUGUGACGGCGGCCGAGGCCGGUCAGUGGCUACGCAAAACAGUGGGCGGAGUCAAGGACGCACUGCCGAGCCCUAAAAACGUCGUCGUCACUGAAACCGGCUGGCCGAUGAAGGGGCAGCGGAACGGACUGGCGGUGCCAAGUCUGGAGAACCAGAAGGCGGCACUGAGCUCCAUCAGGCAAGAGUUCUCGAACACCCCUGGAGACGUUAUCCUCUUUUCGGCCUUCAACGAUCGCUGGAAGGAGAACAAUGCAGGCACCUUCAACACAGAAGGAUUCUGGGGAAUCAUUGGGGCUUCUCACUGUGAGCAGUAG